Hypoxylon trugodes is the source of this 919-nucleotide messenger RNA. RefSeq names its product DUF1742-domain-containing protein. Gene Ontology annotation, biological process: vacuolar transport. Bases 292 to 852 code for a protein of 186 amino acids. The record is from RefSeq and is a predicted model, not a curated record. NCBI's taxonomy places the organism in Eukaryota, Fungi, Ascomycota, Sordariomycetes, Xylariales, Hypoxylaceae. The transcript has 4 exons. Gene Ontology annotation, cellular component: endosome.
GCCUGCUUUAUCGCCUUUAUCUCACGGUCGCAACGGGCUUAUCUAGCUUACCUAGGUACCUCGGCGCCUCGCCUGUGCGCCACGUGCGGCUUUAAAUCCGCACCCUCUUGGGUUGAACCCCACACCCAGUCCCUUACCACCUUACCUCCUCGCCUUACCAUUACUCUCUUCUCCAACGUCAGGCAUUGAGCUUCUCAAAUGAAUUGAUGGUAUACCACUGCAAACGGCAUCGACCUAGUCCACCUGUACCCAUAUCUGGACUAUUCACAUUUGCUAUAAUUAAGGGGCAUCAUGUCUUUCCCCAAUAUCUGGCAUCACCGGAAGGUGGCCGAUACUUCAGCCAAAGCCUGUGAGGUCUGCUACAAGCCCAGUACCAGCGUACUCAUUACUCCAGAAAAUAAGGAUUUCUUCUAUGUGUGUAUCGGCCAUAUAAAAGAUAGAGGCUUCUGCACGCCUAUUAUUGACCAGGAGGCUGUUGCGGCUAAGAAGAAAAAGGAGAUGGAAGAGGAGAUUGAACGAGCUAAAAAGGAGUAUGAAGAGAAACAACGUAAGAAAAGGGAGAAAGAAUCAAAAUCUGGCGAGGAGACGGAUAAGGCCAAAGACGCCAAGGAUAACGAGGAGAAAGAUUCGAAAAAAGCCGAGAAGAAAGAUGAUCCAAAACCGGACAGCAAGGAUAAGGCGGAUGAUAAUACAUCACCAAAAGCGGAAGAUGAACCAAGAGUAUUCGCAUUGCAAAGGACCUUCUAUCAACAACGACUUGACAGGAAACGCCAAGCUGAGAUGGCCAAAAGGAACCGGGAGCGUUUGAACAACCCUAAUUUCUUCCCCUCUGUGCCCAAGGACCUGCCUUGAGAAGCCAACUCCGCCUGCAUCGGACAUCCAGCUCAGCGAGUAGUAUUUUCGAAGCGAGGUAACCACG